AUGGAUUUCACAGACACGAAACCCAUACAGAAUGUGGGCACCGACCUGAGCCUGCCAUCGCCUGCCGCGACCUCUGCGCCUGCGCCCGCGUCUGCGCCCGCGCCCGUCAUCAAGCGGCGCUCCCCAAUUGCAUGCCGGAGAUGUCGCCGCAUGAGGAGUAAAUGCCUGCACGACAAAGCCAAACCACCAUGCGUGGCCUGUCGGGAGGCUGGCCUGAGUGCCGCAGACUGCAUAUUCCCCGUCCGUGGCCAGCCCGACAAUGAUCGCGAAUACCGCCACCCGCGCAUGCGGGCCGACAAGAGCCAGAAGAGAGACUCGGCCAAGAUGCGUCGCGAUAUACUCGAUGCCCCCGUCAUUCCUUCACCUGCGCCGCUCAAGAACAUCAAGGGCGUCGACGAGUGGGACUAUCUCCCAACGCUGCCGGAUACCAUCGAGGCCGUCAACCAGUUCACUAGGAACUACUUCCAGUUGGGUUUCAUCCCCAAACAAGCCUUUCCCGAGCGCCUGCGGACCGACUCUCGAUCCAUCAGUGUCUUCCUCUUGCUCAGCAUCCUGAGCAUAUCGGCGCGCUUCACCCCAUCUCUUGUGGAACGGUACGGUGGCGGCAUGAAGGCUGCCGAGACAUUCAUGGACAGGGCAACCGCGGUGGCAUUAUCAGAACUCUAUCAAGUGCCCAGUCUGGAGAGGUGUCAGGCCUUCUACCUGCUCAGCAUCGCCCAACAGGGCAGUGGGAUGAAGAACAAGAGCUACAUCAACAUGGGCAUCGCCAUGAGGAUGGCCGCCUUGAUGCGGCUGCACCGAGAAGAGACGUACGCGCUUCAGAAUCCAUCAAAGGAAAUGGUUAUCGCUGCUGAGUCGGCACGUCGAACUCUGUGGAUGCUUCACAGCCAAGAUAACCUUCAUUCUGGUCCCGAGUCCCCUGUUUCUCUUGCCGCUGGUGACAUCACAGCCCUCCUUCCAUGCAGCGAGGAGGACUUUGCCAAAGGCCAAGAGCCACCUUCCCGGGCAGCACUCGAAGACACGCCUCCUGCGAUAGACAAUCCUAAAUUAAUAUCUGACCCGAGGCGUUCUCUAUUCGCGACGCUGAUCCAGACACACUACUUCUGGGGCCGGGUUUCCCGCAGGGCUGUCAAGUAUGACAGAAGCUCCCGACCCUGGGAAGACACCAGCGAGUACGCAGAGCUAGUUGCGAAGCUUCACGAGUGGGAGAGCAAUCUGCCACACGAGCAUAUGUGGAGUCCUGUCCUGCUCAAGGGCUACAAGGCAGGGGGCCAGGACCUGGCCUAUCUGAGCAUUACAAACUCCACACGAUUGUGCAACAUCGUACUGCGGAAGGCAUAUUUGAGCGAGAUGAUCAACCUUGACCAAUCAGACGCUCAACUGCAGACUUUCUGGUCCAACAUGUCGCUCGAGCUCUUCAAAAAUGUCAAGCUCCUGUAUGAGCAGAUAGAGACGCAGUUCAUGGAGAGAGCAGCUGACGACAGCCUGGGUGCUCAGAUGGCCUUGUUCUGCGUCUUUAGUUGCGGCCACAUGGCUACGUAUUUGUGCAAAUAUCCAAACGUCUGUCCGGAUCCCAUGAUCAGCCGAGAUGGACCCAUCAUGCUCCAACGAGCCAUGCAGAUCCUCACGGAAGCAUCCCAGGUGUGGCCACUAGCUGCUCGAUGGCUCGAGAACCUGGAGAAGUUCUACCGUGAUAAUAAGGGUGCCAUACCCGGCAUAGAGGGAAGCAUGGACGACAGCCGUGAUCCUGUACCCGAGGCUCUGCAAGCGGCACUCGCGCGGCCUCCCUCCAGGAACGGAACUGGGACGAACCACACAGCCAAUCAGGACGCUAGCAACCAGCAAACCCGCAACGGCGAGACCUCCUCCAAUGCUGUGAUGCAAGCGCCGCCCCAGGUCCCGACACCGAUGAUGUACAUCGAUCCAAGUAUGCGAAUGUCUCAGAGCCAAGGACAAAUACCACAGUCGCAGGCAGCACAGGCCAUGGCCGGGAUGCAGCAGCAGCAGCUUGGAGACCGACCUGCUACCGACGGCUUGGGACUGCUUCUCGAGGCCUUCGACUCCCACCAAGGAGCGAACAUGGCGGCAGCAGGCGCAGGUCAGCCAUACGACCCCAACCUCGCUGCAAACCAGGCCGGCUACUACGGACAGCCAGGCACGGCCAUGCCUGGCAACGACGGAUACGAGAAUGAGCUGCAGUUCUACAUUGACGGAGCGCCAAGCGUGCAUGGAUGGGUCGGCACAGGUGCGGGAAUGUAUGGUUACUGA
Messenger RNA from Diaporthe citri, 2268 nucleotides. RefSeq lists its product as uncharacterized. Gene Ontology annotation, biological process: DNA-templated transcription; regulation of DNA-templated transcription. Gene Ontology annotation, cellular component: nucleus. Lineage: Eukaryota; Fungi; Ascomycota; Sordariomycetes; Diaporthales; Diaporthaceae. The transcript has 10 exons. Bases 1 to 2268 code for a protein of 755 amino acids. The record is from RefSeq and is a predicted model, not a curated record. Gene Ontology annotation, molecular function: DNA-binding transcription factor activity, RNA polymerase II-specific; DNA binding; zinc ion binding.